Rotaria sordida is the source of this 537-nucleotide messenger RNA. The record is from the annotation of a GenBank genome assembly. Lineage: Eukaryota; Metazoa; Rotifera; Eurotatoria; Philodinida; Philodinidae.
AUGUCGGAAGAAGACAAUAAUUGUCAAGUACGAUUACCAUUAAAAGAUAUUCCUUUUGAACUUCAACAAAAAAUUAUUGAUCUUGAUGGAAGACCUGAUCUUAACCUUUAUAAAGUCUUAGCAAAUAAUCCAACGCUUCUUCGAUCUUGGAUUGAUUUUGCUUAUUCAUUGCGACGUAAUUGUACAACAUCACGGCAACUUCGUGAAUUAAUGAUUCUUCGAAGUGCCCAACUUUUUAAUUCACAAUAUGAAUGGUUUCAACAUGAACAAAUGGCAAAACAAUGUGGUAUAUCAAUAGAAAAGAUUGAUUCAAUAAAAGAAUGGCAAAAAAGCUCUCUUUUUGAUGAAAAAGAAAAAGUGGUACUUGAAUUAAUGGAAUCAUUAAUUCAAAAUGGAGGUACGAUCAGUGAAGAAUUGGAUAAAGAAUUAAAAAAAUAUUUUACAGAAGCUGAAUAUUUAGAAUUAAUUUUGACAGGAAGUUUCUAUAUUAUGGUACCAACAGUGUUAAAAGCAUUACAAAUUCCAAUUGAAAACUAA